UAGCCUGUGUGGAGAAACAAAGCUUUUCAUUGGCUCUGUGACUUCUUCAUUCAUGUCAGGAAGGCUCAAAGGUCUACAGUUAAGGCUGUAAAAGAGCUAUCCAAACAUUGCACCAAAGUCUCACUGGAAACAAAUGAAUAAAAAUGAGUUGGAGAAGCAGUAUUCACCCAGCCAGUGGUCCCACAGGAUGUCCGCCGAUGACGUGAUAAAUGCCCACGUGGCUGCGCUGAAAUCAGGUACAGAGAAGGCUCGGGCUGUUGCUCAGAACAUUCUGGAUGUUCCGUAUGGAGAGGGAGAUGAAGAGAAACUGGAUGUGUACAUGCCUAUCAGUUCCUCCCCAGAUGUGCCUCUAGUUAUCUACCUCCAUGGUGGUUACUGGCAGUUCCUGAGCAAGGAGGAGUCAGGUUUCAUGGCUGUACCAUUGGCCCAGAAGGGUGUUGUGGUGGUCGCUGUUGAGUACAGCAUUGCCCCGAAAGGUAAUAUGGAUCUGAUGGUAUCUCAGGUGCGCAGGAGUUUGGUGGCUGUGAUUCAGCAGUAUUCACACAUCCGUGGGCUGUACCUGUGUGGUCAUUCUGCAGGCGCACACCUGGCAGCCAUGGUUCUCUCUACUGAUUGGUCAGAGUAUAGUGUAACACCUCAAAUCAAAGGAGCGUUCCUUGUUAGUGGCAUUUACGACCUGCUGCCCAUUCUGUCCACCUAUGUGAACGAGCCACUGAAGAUGACAGAGGAGGUGGCUCUUAGGAACAGCCCCAGUCGGUUAGUGUCUCAGCUCAAAACGUCCUCAUCGGGCUGCGACAUCGUUGUGGCUGUAGCACAAAAUGACUCCCCUGAGUUCCGGAAGCAGUCGGAGGAUUACUUCAAGUCUUUGCAAGCUGCCGGACUUAAGGUUACUUUUGAAGAUAUACCUGACACAGAUCAUUUCAGCAUCAUCGAGCAGCUUGUGGAUGAAAAUUACUACCUCACACAGCUCCUACUGAAGAUGAUGGGAAAAAGCUGAAGAGAUGCCAUUGGUCCUCAAAAUCAUCCACGAUGCACCUUACUUUCCUGGAGUUUCGUCUCAUUAUGUGCUAUAUAAGCAGUAACCUUCUUAUUAACUAUGCCAGACUGGUCAGUUUAACUAUAGAACAGUCAAAUCUUAUUUCUUGUUUACUUUCUUAGGGAGUAACAGGGUAUUUACACAUCAGCCUAUUCUGUCCCGCUGCUUGUGUGAGCUAGUUCUGUGUACAAUCUUCAGUAUGAUAUGGCUGUGAUUAGUAUUACUCUGAAUUCAUGCACUUGAACACUUUUUCAGAUGUUCAUUAACCAAUAAUACAAUCUGCUGCUGUGUGUUGCAAAUUAAUGUAGCAAAUUCUUCAAUCUACAUGAGGAAACCUGAACCAUAUCUAGAUUGGAACUGCUAGACGUCCUCAAACCUUCAGUUUUAGCACUAUGUAGCAUAUCAGAUUGUACUGAAGAGGUAAGAAGUCUUAGCAUGUUUGGUCUGGCUGCUCAGAUGUCAUGAAAGUGUAAAUGUGCAGACUGUAGGUCUUAUAUGUUCAAGUAAUUACUGUAAUAAAAAAAAAAUCAAACUGGUAA
Messenger RNA from Pangasianodon hypophthalmus (striped catfish), 1575 nucleotides. It is a transcript of the gene afmid, whose product is annotated as arylformamidase. Lineage: Eukaryota; Metazoa; Chordata; Actinopteri; Siluriformes; Pangasiidae. The transcript is spliced from 11 exons. Bases 134 to 997 code for a protein of 287 amino acids. The record is from RefSeq and is a predicted model, not a curated record. Gene Ontology annotation, molecular function: arylformamidase activity.